Messenger RNA from Anguilla anguilla (European eel), 1365 nucleotides. Its product is annotated as heme-binding protein 1-like. Bases 101 to 910 code for a protein of 269 amino acids. The transcript has 5 exons. The record is from RefSeq and is a predicted model, not a curated record. Lineage: Eukaryota; Metazoa; Chordata; Actinopteri; Anguilliformes; Anguillidae.
CAUAACUAAAGGCCAUUAGGCUAGUAGCACAAUUCACAUUUUCUGUAAUUUCCAGCGUAUUUGUUUCGUCUCUUAACAGGUUAUUUUACAGACUAUACAAAUGGACGGAAGAGGUUGUCGUCUUAGCAGCGGUGGUGGAGGCGACAGCCAACGUAGUGGGAUGAUCAGACUGGAAGACCUGGAAUCUUUUACGGAAGAGGAACUCCCGGCCGGCGAUGGCGUUUUAGAGGAGGAAGCCAUGGAAGAGGAAGAGCAGGAUAGACUACUAAAUUAUUGGCAAGAUAUUGGAAGAGUACAUCAAGUGAGCGUUCCCCAAGACAUGGCGGAACCGAUCCAGCAGUUGACCACUAAUACAGAGAGGGGACAGGACCGUGAGAAUGUCCCCUUCACCCUCAUCACUCGCAAGGAGAAGUGUGGGGGCGUGCUGUACGAGAAACGUCACUACGAGAAGGCCAAAUGGGCGUGUGUCACGGUCCGCCAGGAUACAUACGAGCAGAGCAUCUGCCUUGGGUUCAUGAAACUCAUGAGAUACAUAUGCCAGCAGAACUCCUCAGGACACUACCUGGGGAUGUCCGUUCCCAUAGUAACUGUGGUACGCAUGGACGAGUCUCGCUCUGUCCUCUCCAGGGAUGUGACAGUGGCCUACUACCUGCCAUCGCAACACCAAGCCCAGCCACCCCUACCGCUGGACCCUGACAUCGCCACGCAAGAGUGGCCUGCAGCUAUCGUCCACAGCAGGUCGUUCAGUGGGGUUACCAAUGAGCACUCCAUCGUGAAUGAGCUGAACAUGCUGGCUGAGGUUCUUGGGUUGCCCGAGGCCCGACUGUGCAACCCCUUCAUUGUGGCAGGCUACACCAGCCCUGCCGCAGCCAACCGAAACAACGAAAUCUGGUUCCUGGAGCGCGAGUGAAUUACCCACCCCACCUCCUGGGUAAAAUCCUGCCUCUCCUGCCCCAUCCUGACUGGGACUCGCUGAUUCCACCUCACCCCCUCCUUCAAAUGGUUCAUGUAUAUGGGAGAUGGGAGAGGAAAAGGGAGAUACUGUGGCUUUUACUUUUUUAACUGGUCUACUGUGACUCUUAGUUUUCCUUUAAUUACUGUUAUUGUUUUAGUUUUUAUUCUUGGCCUGUACUACACAAGGCUAUGUUGAGGAACGUUCACUGCAACCAAUACCACUUUAGAGUGCAACACUUAUGCCUGUUGUAAUAUUUCAUCUAUGUGUAAUUAAUUAGCCUUAAUUUAACUUGGAAAAUCUAAUUGAGAGUAAAACCUCUUUGGUAAGUGAGACACGAUCACAUACAUUAGAGAUGCUUAAUCCUGUUCCUGGAGAUCUACCGUCCUGUAGGUCUUCACUCCAACCCGAGC